UGCUGUUAUUUUCAAAGCUCUCUGGGGGAGUUUGUACCAGUCAGUCAGCCCUCCUUUGUGCAGCCUGGGGAUGAUUCACAGUGCUGUGAUUAAUCUGCGAGACCGAAAACAGAAGGCUAUUCUUAACACUGACUGAAAAAAGGGAAACUUCAGAGGUGUCCAGAUAUCAAUAUGCAAUCUCAGGCUCUGAAGGAAAACUUGAAGUUCAUCUUCCACCUUGUCCUCCCUACUCGGUGCUCCAGUGCUAUAGAGGAUUUCCAGGUCCUCAGCAUGAAGAGAAGGAAGCUGCAGAUUUCACACACUCAAAUUCUCUCAUCGGAAAUAAAGAGUGUUCUCUGUGAACGCCAGCAGACAGACCAGGAGGAAGCUUCCCCUUACUCCUUACUUGACAUCUGCUUGAAUUUCCUCACUGCUAACCUAGAGAAGUUCUGUACAGAAAGACAAGAUGGAACGCUGUGCUUGCAGGAGCCAGGAAUGUUUCCUCAGGAAGUGGCUGAUCGAUUGCUGCAGACGAUGGCGUUUCAUGGGCUUCUGAAUGAUGGCACUGUGGGCAUCUUCCGAGGCAAUCAGAUGCGUUUGAAACGAGCCUGCAUCCGGAAAGCAAAGAUCUCUGCUGUGGCCUUCCGGAAAGCAUUCUGCCAUCACAAGCUGGUGGAACUCGAUGCUACUGGGGUGAAUGCAGAUAUAACAAUCACAGACAUUAUAAGCGGGCUUGGCAGCAAUAAAUGGAUCCAACAAAACCUUCAAUGCCUUGUGCUGAACUCACUGACUCUUUCUUUGGAAGACCCCUACGAGAGGUGCUUCAGUCAGCUGUCAGGGCUUCGUGCAUUAAGUAUUACCAACGUUCUGUUCUACAACGAGGACCUGGCGGAUGUCGCUUCGCUCCCUAGGUUGGAGAGCCUGGAUAUAUCAAACACCUCUGUUACUGACAUAACAGCACUUCUCACCUGCAAAGAUCGCCUGAAAUCUUUGACCAUGCACCACCUGAAAUGCUUGAAAAUGACCACAACUCAGAUUCUGGAUGUUAUAAGAGAACUAAAAUAUCUGAAUCACCUUGAUAUUUCAGAUGACAAACAGUUCACAUCAGACAUAGCACUUCGUUUACUGGAACAGAAAGAUAUUUUGCCAAACCUCGUGUCUCUGGACAUUUCUGGAAGGAAGCAUGUCACAGAUAAGGCUGUAGAAGCAUUUAUCCAGCAACGGCCAAGCAUGCAGUUUGUAGGAUUGCUAGCUACCGAUGCCGGCUACUCAGAAUUCCUAACAGGAGAAGGAAACCUAAAGGUAUCAGGAGAAGCAAAUGAAACUCAGAUUUCUGAAGCCCUGAAGCGUUACAGUGAAAGGGCCUUCUUUGUGAGAGAAGCACUCUUUCACUUAUUCAGCUUGACACAUGUAAUGGAAAAAACGAAGCCUGAAAUUUUGAAGCUUGUGGUUAUUGGAAUGAGAAAUCAUCCCCUGAAUUUGCCAGUGCAGUUGGCAGCAAGUGCGUGCGUCUUCAACCUAACCAAGCAAGAUUUAGCAGCAGGCAUGCCUGUGAGACUGCUGGCUGAUGUCACUCACUUGCUCCUGAAAGCCAUGGAACAUUUCCCAAAUCAUCAACAGCUGCAAAAGAAUUGUCUUCUUUCUCUGUGCAGUGACAGAAUACUUCAGGAUGUUCCAUUUAACAGGUUUGAAGCAGCCAAACUUGUUAUGCAGUGGCUAUGUAAUCAUGAAGAUCAAAACAUGCAAAGGAUGGCUGUAGCCAUAAUUUCCAUUCUUGCUGCAAAGCUUUCGACGGAGCAAACUGCUCAGCUUGGCGCAGAGCUCUUCAUUGUUAGGCAACUACUACAAAUAGUUAAACAGAAAACAAAUCAGAAUCUUGUAGAUACAACCCUCAAGUUCACACUGAGCGCACUUUGGAACCUCACUGAUGAAUCACCAACAACGUGUCGGCACUUCAUUGAAAAUCAAGGUCUUGAACUUUUCAUGAGGGUUUUAGAGUCUUUUCCAUCAGAAUCAUCCAUUCAACAGAAGGUUCUUGGACUUCUGAAUAACAUAGCUGAAGUUAAAGAACUCCAUUCUGAAUUAAUGUGGAAGGACUUUAUAGACCACAUCAGUAAACUAUUGCACAGUGUGGAGGUGGAAGUCAGCUAUUUUGCAGCAGGGAUUAUUGCACAUCUAAUAUCUCGAGGAGAGCAGGCCUGGACGUUAAGUCGCAGCCAGAGAACGUCUCUCCUUGAACAGCUGCAUUCUGCCAUUUUGAACUGGCCAACUCCAGAAUGUGAGAUGGUGGCUUACAGGUCUUUCAAUCCAUUUUUUCCACUACUUGGCUGUUUCAUGACACCAGGCGUCCAGUUAUGGGCAGUGUGGGCCAUGCAGCAUGUCUGCAGCAAAAAUCCUGCCAGGUACUGCAGCAUGUUAAUUGAAGAGGGUGGCUUACAGCACCUGUACAACAUUAAGGAAAAUGUCCAGACUGAUCCACAUGUCCAGAGGAUUGCUAUUGCCAUCCUGGAUAGUUUGGAAAAGCACAUUAUGCGUCAUGGGAGGCCACCUCCAUGUAGAAAACAGCAACAAAAUAAACCAAACUGAGAGCUGCAGGUAUAAGAGUGUAAAGUAUUGUCUCUGUAAUAUUCCCUUCUGAUGUGUGUGUAGUUGGAGUAAUAUGUAAUAUAGUGGUCACCAUUAAAGUGAUUUGCCUAUAAUUGUGGUACCCAGAACCAUGUAUGGUAACCUUUGGUGAAUGUCAACUUUAAUGGCAACUGCAUAUGCAACUUGUAAAGGGUCGCUGCUUGAGCUGGUCAUACCUGUAGGAUUACUGCUGUCUACAAAGAGACUGGACUUGUACAGAUAAAUAUGCACAUCUGAGAAGGAAAAAACCCAACAAUUCUAGGAACACCUUGGGUUUUGACUUCUGGGACGGAAAGUUAUUUCAUCCCUAUGAUUGCUGUUUAUAAAACUGUUUACCAGACUGGUGUUUGAGUAGAACUGUGCGUGGUUGUGGUAUUCAACACUUUGACAGAUUUAAACAAAAGUUCCUGCAUGCAAGUUCCAAACGAGACUUGUAUCUAAGGCGACCAAAAUGUCCAUCUUCUCAUAACCCUUCUGAACAUGAGGACUUCAGCCUCCUUUUCUUUUGCCUACCAGCUCUGCGUUUUUGUUUUCCUUGCUGCUCAGCCUAUGCCUUUUUGAAAUUCAGCUCUCCUGAGUCCUCUGUGCUCUCAGUAAGGUUGGGAUCAGCACUGUGUCAGGGAAAAUGGAAACUUGCUAUAAUAAAGCAAUAGAAACAAGAUUGAUAGGAGACACUAAAAGAAUGAGCUAAGCUUGAGAUUUUAAACUUGAUAGCAUGAAGGGGGUUUUGCUGUUUGACUGCUUUUGGUUGUGUGUGGGAUCUUUCUUCUCUGUUUGGAAAAACUGAUAGGGAAAGAGAAGGCUCGUUAGAGUGAAAUGUUCUCAUCCUGAAAGGGAUUGCAUGUUUUAACAGGAGGCCUGGGAUGUUUGGUCACCUUAUUUAUAAGAGACUAAUGAUUGUUUUCUGUAAAUACUCUGUUAGUAUUGUGCAGUGAAUUAUAUUUCCAAGUCACCUCAGUGCAAAAUAUCACCCAGUGUUCUGUGUAAAACCCAUGUCGAUUGCAUUGUUUUGUGAGGUGUGAAAUUUUACAUAAAGAUGCUAAUUGUAACAAUUUAUUUCUUGGUUACCUGUGGGUUUCAAAUGAUGUGCUGAAUGAAACGUAUUGCACAGCAUAUGGAUGCCUGAUAAAAUACAAGCGAUGAAAGCAAACUGCAUGUCGAUUCAAACUCACUUUUAUUUCAAGAAUUGUUUCUGUUUGUCUGGUUAGUCUCCAUGUUUCCACAGGAACUGACUGAUGUUCUUAGACUGUUUUGUAAAUAUAUUGGUACGUCAGUUCAAAAAAAAACUUAUGUUUGAUAGUUUACGAGCAGGGAUGACUACUUCAGGAUGACCAUGUUUUACUAUUUUUAACUCCUCCUCUUCCUCUCCCUCCUAAUUCUCAUCCUUCAAAUAAAAACAUCACCUCUA
Messenger RNA from Meleagris gallopavo (turkey), 4012 nucleotides. The record is from RefSeq and is a predicted model, not a curated record. Lineage: Eukaryota; Metazoa; Chordata; Aves; Galliformes; Phasianidae.